GCCCGUUGACUCGCUGCUCCUCACAGCUGCCAUGACGGGUGCUGGUUGGCUGCGGCGGCUGUGGGCGCUGAAGCGGCGGCAGGUGCUCCUGGGAGGUCCGGGGCUCGGAGCGUCGGUCCGUGGCCGCUGCAUUGGGGACUCUGCCGUGCCCAGGCUGGUCGAAGAGGGGCUGCGGCCGCGGCUGGACAAGUUUGGUGGCCUCAGCCUGCAGUUGGCUCAGCUGCGAUCUCCCGACAGCCUGGACUGUGCCACCUUCCGGAACUGGCUACGGGAUUCUAUCAAGCAAUGGAAAGCAGAAGGUCACAAAGCAAUCUGGCUACAUGUUCCUAUACUCCAGAGCAGAUUUAUAGCAGUUGCUGCAGAGCAAGGCUUUACCUUCCACCAUGCAGAAUCAGACUCUGCUACCCUGACCCUAUGGCUAGGAGAAGGAUUCAACAAGCUGCCUCAUUAUGCUACUCAUCAAUUGGGCGUUGCAGGUGCCGUGUUAGAUGUCAAUGCUGGAAAAGUAUUAGUGGUACAAGACCAAAACAAAACUACAAAUGUAUGGAAAUUUCCGGGAGGACUGUCCGAACCAGGUGAAGACAUAGGAAACACAGCCAUUCGAGAAGUUUUUGAAGAGACUGGCAUAAAGGCAGAAUUCAAGUCCCUUCUAUGUAUAAGGCAGCAACACAGACACCCUGGAGCCUUUGGGAAGUCCGAUAUGUAUAUCAUCUGCCGCCUGAAGCCUUCCUCUUUCAACAUCAGUUUCUGCCAGCAGGAAUGCCUGAGGUGUGAAUGGAUGGACCUAGCUGAACUUGCCAAGGCAAAAGACACCACUCCAAUCACCGCCAAUGUAGCCAGACUACUUCUCUAUGGCUACAAGGAAGGGUUUGAUAAAAUUGAUUUAACCAUGAGGGAAUUUCCAGCCAUAUACACUGGCCUUUUCUAUAAACUGUACCAUAAAGAGCUACCAGAGGAUUACAGAAAUAUCACUGACGUAUAAUGAAUCAGGCAUGGGUUGUAAAUCAAAGAACACUUUUACUAACAUUUUGGUGGAUUUUACUCAAAAUAAAAGGGAUUGCAAAUUUUUAAUUCUAAAAGGAUAAUAUAUAUUAUUGCAUUUAAACUGCUAAAGAUUUCUGUAAAACUGCACAUUUUAAAUUCUUUAACACUGAAUGGUCAAACCUAUUUUGUAACGUUCUAGGAUUCUCAAGUAGAAAACAAGAAUAAUAUUGAUUUGGUAGUAAAUGUGUAUGGAUGCUUCAUCUUAUCACAUUCUUUCACAAAUGCAUACAUGUGCUAAAAGGCACAAUGGCUCCUGGAAAUGAAGUAAUUUGAAAGCUGCAAUACACAGUUCUACAUAGUAAUAAUCAGAUACCAGUCAGUAAGUGAAGUUAAUCCUGACAAAUAUUUGGUCACAUUUUUGUCUUGUGAGAAGGGGGAGGUCUACCAUUGCUGCAGCAUAUCUUGUAGACUCUCUCACUGUAAUCAGCAUUUGGCAGACAUGGGAAGGAAAAGGAUAGCUUUCUGGCCUCGUCCAGUCUUUGGUCCAGGUUUGUACUGGCCAGUUCGUUUCAGUGCAACAUACCAAUCACGGUAUUUCCGAGAACGAUACGUGUUGUAAUUAUUGGAUUCCAAGCAUUCAAAAAAGAAGCAUUCAUCUGUUACAUAUUUCUGAAAAUGAAGGAAGAUGAAGUCAUAGGUUUUUUCCCCAGUCAUAAUUAGAUUCUCUUGACUAAUUAAAAAUUGUCUGAUGAUUCCUCCCACUUAGCAAAAUAACUGACUUUAUAUUAAACCCGCAUAAUAUAAAUACUGUAAACGCAUAAGUAAUCUCAAAUAGAAGUAGGAUAUUUAAUAUGGCAGCUUCAUGUUAUAACAAAUCCUCUACUUAAAUGUAACGUGACCAGUAAUUCUGUGCUUUAAAUAUUUUAAUAACCAAACUAUCAUCAUUGCACUUGCCACAAUUUUUGAUUAAAUUGUUUAUUAACAUUUUCAUCUGGUACAAGCAAGUUUCAUACCUAACCAUAGUUUGUAUGAACGAAUCUGGGGCUUCUUGGGUUUGCAUGGAUCUUUUCCUCACAGCUUGCUUUCACAGCUAACCACAGGUUAUUAUUUUAGAACCACAAACCAUAGUAUGCUCUCUUGCUAACACACCACGGGAAUAGAAUUUGGAGUUGGAGAAAAGGGACCAAGCCAUAGUUAGUGGUUCAAUCUUAAUGACAAACUGGUUUCCCACAAAAGUGGAAGUCUCUAAUUAUCAAGCCAUAUAUAAGGAGAGGAGAAAGUGGGACAGGGUAUCUCAGUCCAAGGAUCGCCCAGCUUGCUACUACAGUUUGUCAGCUAGAAUGGUGCAGUGGUUAAGAGUGACGAACUCUAAUCUGAAUGGAGAACUGGGUCUGAUUCCCCACUCUUCCACAUGAAGUCUGCUGGGUGACCUUGGGCUAGUCACAGUUCUCUAAAAACUCUCAGCCCCACCUACUUCACUAGUUCCUGCUGAAAGGAGAGAAAAGGAAUGUGAUUAUAAACCACUCUGAGACUCUUUGUGGUAGAGAAAAGUGGGAUCUAAAAAGGCUUCUCUUCAUCAUGUAUGAACAAUUUCAGCAAGUAUGUACAUCUAUACACUCAUACAUAUGUACAUUAAAUUAAAGUAUUCAAUGCCAAGAAAAAGCACCAAGAUUAGACUUCUUGGUGACUGUUCCACAGUAGUGAAGUCACCUUUCCUGUAUCCAAUUUUUAUAGGACCUUAAAAGCGUUUAUUUAUAAAUGUUAGCAUAUUCUUACCAGUGCAAGCAAUCUGCCAUCUUCAUUCAUAGCAAGGAAACGAUUUGCGCAGACACCUUUGAUUGACACAACACCUCUUUCUUCUGCCUGAAGCAGCAAUUUGACUAGACAGAAAGAAAGAAAACACCAAUUUGUCAUGCAACUUCCAUGUUUUACCAAGUGAAAGUUGUUUCUCAAAUCACUUAAAAUUGAAGCAGACACAUACAAAGUCUUUAAUUUUUAUAAACAAAUGUACUAUGAAGGGGAAAUGAAUAGGUUGUACAAUAAACAAAACAGUUAUUCUCUAA
This is a messenger RNA of Sphaerodactylus townsendi, 3047 nucleotides long. RefSeq names its product nudix hydrolase 6 (gene NUDT6). The transcript is spliced from 5 exons. The coding region runs from base 32 to 982 and encodes 316 amino acids. The record is from RefSeq and is a predicted model, not a curated record. NCBI's taxonomy places the organism in Eukaryota, Metazoa, Chordata, Lepidosauria, Squamata, Sphaerodactylidae. Gene Ontology annotation, molecular function: NAD binding; ADP-ribose diphosphatase activity; NADH pyrophosphatase activity.